This is a messenger RNA of Musca domestica (house fly), 2011 nucleotides long. RefSeq names its product zinc finger protein 626-like. Gene Ontology annotation, molecular function: DNA-binding transcription factor activity; zinc ion binding; RNA polymerase II cis-regulatory region sequence-specific DNA binding. NCBI's taxonomy places the organism in Eukaryota, Metazoa, Arthropoda, Insecta, Diptera, Muscidae. Gene Ontology annotation, biological process: regulation of transcription by RNA polymerase II. The transcript has 3 exons. Gene Ontology annotation, cellular component: nucleus. The record is from RefSeq and is a predicted model, not a curated record. The coding region runs from base 487 to 1701 and encodes 404 amino acids.
UUGUCGGCCGUUUUGUUUUGAUUCCACUUGUGUUGUCGGCCUUUCCCUUUUGAUUCCCAUCUUUAUUGAGAUUUUCUUUCUGUGCUGUCUUUCUUUUCAGUGCUGCCAAGUAUCCUUUGUUCGUUAGUUCAUUCACUCUCUCGGUGGCGUCGGUUUGUAAAUUGUUAAUUAAUUCAUUAAUUCAUUAAUUAUUUAAUUAUUUACGUAUAAAAAUGUAUAUAUAAAUAUCUAGAAACAAAUAGAACAAAUGUGCAUAUGAGUGAUUUGAGAUUGUGCGUGAUUUAAAAAACAGUAAAACCUGACCGCCAACAUAACCUCCAAUGCGUGGCUGUAUUUAUUUGUACCCUGAUUCCAGGAAAGUAUUUUUUGUUGGGGACGGAUUCCCGUCCCUCCCAAACGCCGGCUCAACCAACUCACCUCCGCACAAAAGGGAGGAAAUUGGAGGAAUUGGACACCUUGGUUGAAUAGGAUCAUCAGGAUAUUCAUAUGUUAACACAUACGAAGCAGGUGGACAUACGGGACAACAAACCCGCAAUCCGUUGGAAACCAGGCCAUUUCUUAGGCUUUUCAAUCAUGGAUAUCCAUUCCAUUUGUCGAAUUUGUCUGGAGAGUCUAGAGGAUGAUAAUGCCUACAACCUGUUCCUAGUUGCUGGUCUAAAGAAGAAAUUAUGUAUGUGUACAUCACUGUUGGUGGAAGAAAAUGACAAAUUUCCCAAGAACAUUUGCAAGGACUGCUAUGAUCGGCUCAAUGAUAUGGCAGAUUUUCAGAAACUUUGUGCCGAUUCAGUCCACAGAUUUGAGGAACUUGUUUCAAGGCAAAUUGUUACCAAAUUUGAACCCAGCCCAUGUGAAUUGGAAGGUGAGCUAUCCACAGAUACACCAAUUGAGGAUGUCCAAAUGGAGGAAGAUGAGAAUAGUUCACAUUUUGAUCCUCUGUUAACAAAUGUUAGUGCCAAAAGCAAGGGCGUUACAGCUUCAAAACGACCACAGAAUCCAAUUUCGGAGUGCAGUGUUUGCCACCAGAAGUUUAAGAAAAUUAAAAACUAUGAGAAACACAAGCAGAUGCAUGACAUUGAGUUACCGUUCCAGUGUGAGGAGGAAAACUGCAAACGAGGAUUUACAACAGCUCAUGGGCUUAGUUUGCACGUAGAACGUGUUCAUGACGAUAUUGUGGAUAGGAUUUCUUGCACCCAACCCGGUUGCGAUAUGAAAUUUCCUCGCCGCCGCAUCCUAAACUGGCAUUUAAAACGAGCCCAUAACAUUGUCAUGGAUGUUGUGAGUAAAGGUUCGAAAAUGCAUACCUGCAAAGAAUGCGAUAAAGCUUUUAAAUGCCCCAUGGCUUUGAAUAAACACAUGAUGAAGCAUACCAACCACGAGUUGUCAUCAUCCUGCAACUAUGUGUGUCCCUAUUGUGGUAAAACCUUUGACAAAUCAAUAACCUGCAAAAUGCAUGAAAUGACCCAUACGUUGGGGGAACGCAAGGAAAAAGUCAAACAUUUGGAUGAGGUGAAACAGCGUGGAGAUGAAUUGCAACGCACGCAUCAGCCCGAAUGCAAAAGUGUGUUAUCUUCUGAUCUCGUUUCAAAGCAACGUGAAUCAGAUCCGCCUGCUUUCGAACAUCAAUAUGGCUCUAACUGGAUAAACUGGUCGCUGAAUUGUGAUGUAAAUAAAUGCUAUACGCCGCAGACGGAUUCUCGUUGAAAAAAUCUAACUUUAGACCCAUAAAAAGUAUUAUUAGUGUUAAUACCCUCCUUAACUCAUAAUGUUAAUUUAAAUAUUAUGUAUGUGAUAUAUUUUUCAGUAUUUUCAUUUUCUUGUGCAAUAAAUCAAAUUCAUGAUACGUUAUUUUUGUUGUAUCGUAGCGGUAACGUAACGUUAUUUUUCAUUACGGUUGGCUAACACGACAUACACAUUUAAACAUUGCGGUUAAUGUGUUGUUAAAUAUAUAAUGAAAACAUACACACACUAUUAAUAAAUAAAUUAGAUUAUACAUUCAAUAUUACGAUCUAAA